Molecule: messenger RNA, 1690 nt
Organism: Strongylocentrotus purpuratus (purple sea urchin)
Lineage: Eukaryota; Metazoa; Echinodermata; Echinoidea; Camarodonta; Strongylocentrotidae
Gene: iyd
Product: iodotyrosine deiodinase 1
Exons: 5
Coding region: 280-1239 (319 amino acids)
Molecular function (GO): oxidoreductase activity
Source: RefSeq, a predicted model, not a curated record
GAGACAGAGGGCUAACAAAUCCAGCGUUCCGCUCGCCGCUUCAGAACAAUUUCGUUAAUAACUGCACACGGUUGUGUAUGGGGUAGGAGAUAUUACCCCUGUAGCAUCGUCCUAGGACGUGUAUGCAUUACUACAAUUUAAAAAGCAGACUACAUCACCUUUCGUUCCUCGAAGAUAUUACCCUUCACCUCGAACAGCGCUUUCUAACAUAAAUUGAUAGAAGGUUGUGAUUUCGAAGUUGAGUGUUUGUUUCGAUUGCGUCAUUUCAAGUGCCGCAUCAUGCUAGACACCUACGCGCCAUUCGUGACGGCCUACUGGUCGCAACUACUCGCCGUCGUCGUCGGUUUCGUCGUCGCAAGCUUUGUUCGUCCAUCCCGUGAUCGCGAUGGAUCCGAUUCAUCCAGAACGGGAAAGAACACUCUCAGAGAAAAUAACAACAUCGCUCAACCGCCUUUGGCGAAUGGCGACAUCGAUCGCCUUGUUGAUAACCAGACGAAGCUCGAGUCAUGUGAACCGAAUGAUGCAGGCGAUACUGACGGUAAUGAUGUGGACGUUGACUGGGAAGCGUUGGCAUCUGGAGGACAGCACAUACCUUACAGUUUACCGCGGUAUAAUGACGAUGAGAUGACACAGCGGUCAAUUCAGUUUUACCGCGACAUGAACCAACGGCGAUCCGUACGACUUUUUUCUACAGAUCCCGUUCCAGCAGAGGUCAUCGAUAAUCUUAUUCGAACUGCAGGAACUGGUCCGAGUGGAGCGCACACCGAGCCCUGGACCUUCGUGGCUGUGAAGGAUGUCCAUCUCAAGGAGCAGAUAACAGAGAUCAUUGAAGCCGAAGAGAAGAUCAACUAUGAGAAGAGGAUGGGUCAAGCCUGGCUGGAUGAUCUUAAGAGUGUAGGGACUUCCUGGAGGAAGCCGUACCUCAAGACAGCUCCUUAUCUUAUUGUCGUCUUCAAACAGUCAUACGGUUUUCGAGCUGAUGGAAGAAGGAAAACCCAUUAUUACCACGAGACCAGUGCAGGAAUCUCUGUAGGAUUACUCCUUGCUGCCAUUCAGAAUGCUGGUUUGGUGACUCUCACAAGCACCCCUAUGAAUGCUGGACCCAAGCUUCGUUCUCUGCUGGAUCGACCAAUCAAUGAGAAGGUACUACUUCUUCUACCCGUGGGCUUCCCGGCUAAGGAUGCUACCGUGCCCGAUUUCAAACGCAAACCAUUAGAACAAAUUCUGAUCGUCAAAUGAAGAAGAUGCAUGUACAAGGUAUAUAUCCAGCAUGUUUAGUUGGAUAUUAUUAGGAUUACAUGACGCCUUUUAAUAGAAAGUUCAUUUUUAUGAGUGUUCGUUAACUCUGAAAAUUGUUCACAAUUCCGAAAUCGUUCGUAAUUCUGAAAUUGAAAUAGGUUCGUUUUUUGAAAGGUUCGAAUUUACGGAGAGGGAAUAUCGAAUAUAGGCAUCUGUAAUGAAUAGAAUGAAAUCUUGAAAACCGAUCACAGAAUUUCUCUACCCCAUCAGUUCUAUCCUCAAUUAGUGCAUGGACAUAUACUGCCCAUCGUUUUAGCCCUUUUUUACAGGCCACAAGGCGGAGCGGAGGAGCAUGAUGUAAGGGAAUUUUUAUUAAAUUGUCUACUAUAGCCUUUAAUGUUCAGUGGUUGUUGUUGAUGUUUUGUUGUAAGUCUAAGUCCUGGUCAAUCAA